Pristis pectinata (smalltooth sawfish) is the source of this 2916-nucleotide messenger RNA. RefSeq names its product F-box only protein 43-like. Bases 208 to 2190 code for a protein of 660 amino acids. Gene Ontology annotation, molecular function: protein binding. The record is from RefSeq and is a predicted model, not a curated record. The transcript has 5 exons. Gene Ontology annotation, cellular component: nucleus. Gene Ontology annotation, biological process: regulation of mitotic nuclear division; negative regulation of meiotic nuclear division. Lineage: Eukaryota; Metazoa; Chordata; Chondrichthyes; Rhinopristiformes; Pristidae.
GAACGUGGGGUCUACUGCCAGCGGCAGGUUUGCGGUCGGUGGGGCGGCGAUGGGUGGGAGGAGGGUCGCAGGCAAAACCAUCUCCGUAUGACCAGUGGUCGCUCCGGAGGAGCUUUGCCUGAAAAAAAUUCGGCGGGGUUGUUUCCUUCUGCUGGCGGUGACAUAUUGUGUGGCUGCUGGUGACAUUGUAUAGUCCUUCGUGUCAAGAUGUUGAGGUUACUGAACAAUUCUUAUGAUCAGCUGACCAUCUCUGACCCCCAAGGAGCUAAUCAUGAAAAGUUUAAAUCCUUUGAGCAUGAGCCAUUAAGGGAGAAUGGCUAUAAUGAAGGAGAAAGUGACGUGCACUCGCCUAAAUACUUCAAUGGAAGCAUACAAGAGCUUGGUUCACGCACUGUUGAUGUGUCUCCAGUAGUGAGAAAAGAGAGACAGUUCUCUAGUGACAGGGCCUUUUCUGUUGAAAGAAGGCUUGAUGGGAAAAGAACCAACUCUAUUUCACCAAUUUUGUUUGAAACUCCCAGGAUAACUGGCAAGACCAUCACAUUACGGCGGAGACUCCUCGAGUCCCAUCUCUCCUCAAGUGAGAAUGUGGAAUUGUGUAAAACUCUACAGUCCUCUGUAGCUGGUACAGAAGAAUGGCCUUGUACCAGGAUGUGUGAUAAAUUAUCGUUUUCAGAUAGCUCAUUGAAUUCUCCUGGAGAUUUGAAUUUUGAAGUUUUAUCAACCAGUACUCUAAAUAAUGAUGAUGAAAGUGGUACUUCAUGUAGAACUAAAAGGUAUUUGUUUGCACAGCAGCGAACCUCCACAAUAGAUGAUUUAAAGGGUAAAAAUCGGUUAAUAUCUGAAUGUGCAACAUCUGAUCAAUGCACUGCAUUCAGUAAACUUGACUUGAGCAGUUUCUCUUGCUCUGAAGAUUAUGAUGAAAUCACCUCAAGUGAAUCCUUUGUAACACCAUCUAGACAUGGAAAACCUAAAGCAUCUGGAGGUGACCUGUUUGUUACUCCGGUGAAUUUCAAUGUUAACUUAUCUGCAGGAAGGAUGUUACAAAGAACCCCUUCACAGGACAAAUUGGAUACCCCAACAGAGGACAGUGGGUAUAAUUCACUUGGUUUGGAAAAAUCAUUGGAUUCCUUCUCAAAUGAAAGUUCCUUUCAAGAAAUGGUGAAAAAUCAAAAGAGAACCCCCAAGAUGCAAGACUAUAAGAGGUCUGUUAGAAAAUUGGAAAGAACUAAGCGAUUAUCCACUCUCAGUGAGCGAGGCUCACAAUCUGAGACUGAGGACGAACACAAAGGAAUUCUUCUAAAAGGAUCAAAUUGCAAACUAAUAUCUCCCAAUAAAGACGAUGAGUUGGUCUUUGAAGAAAAUAACUGGGAGGAUUCUCGACUAAAAUUUGAGAAUUUCUCUCAUACCCCUGCAUUGCAGUUGAUACAGGAAUUAUGCAUGAGAAAAAGGAAAAGGCUGGGAAAUAUCACUGCUAAGGGUCAGAAUGAAUUGGAGGAAAAGGCACUAGAUGAAUCUAUGCCAUCACUGCAUAGGCUAAUUGGCAGAAAAAUGGGUUUGGAAAAAGUGGAUAUUCUGAAAGAAUUAUUGAACAGGAAUUUGACACACGUUCUCACUAUAAUUUUGUAUUGCCUCACUGUAGAAGAUAUCUGCAGAGUAUGGAAAGUGAGCAAAGUUUGGAAGAAAAUCGUCAAGCAAGACCAAGCACUAUGUCUCAAAAGAAAGCAGUAUUUGGAUGAAAUUCAUAACUACAGAGUGCAUAACCAACCUUGGGCUGCAGAUGCUGAAACCAGAUGUAAUCUCCCAGAUCGCCCUGCUUUGAAAUCUGUUCAGGCACAGGCAAGGGUUGUCUUCACUCCAACUCCCUCUGUUCGACAGGAGGUAACCACUACUAGAUGCAGUAGUGCUUCCAGGUCAAUUAGUAAAAGAGAAGAAUUCUUACAGGUUGCCAAAACACUGUUUAAUGAUGAGGCUUUAAAACCAUGCCCACGGUGCCAGUCACCUGCCAGGUACAAUCCAAUGGAGAAAAGAGGCCUCUGCAGUCGAGAAGAUUGUGCAUUUGACUUCUGCACACAGUGCUUUUGUGUUUUCCAUGGAUCCAGGGAAUGUGGCAGCAAGUCUGCCAAACAUUUUGGCAACAAAGGUGGAACGCCAGGAAGUGCUCAAAGCAAGAGGAACUUGAGAAGAUUAUAAAUUUUAAGGAAAAUGUAAACUUGAUAUGUAAAUAGAACCAGGAAAAUUCCCUAAAUACUUCUCCCUCCAUCACCUUGAGUUUUUUCUUAGCUGUGUGCAUGUGUACAAAAAUAUUUGAAUACUUUAAGCUAUCAAUUUGUUCAAAUUGUUUUCUAGUUAAUGAGUGGAAGGGGGGGUGGAGAAGGGAGAUGUGUAGUUCAGAUUACAAGUUUUCCCUCCUUUGUUCUAAUUUGCACAUCUGAUUUUAACCAAUGAUUUUUUUUUGUUUUGGGUUGGAUCUUCAGAUAUCCAUCAGUACUGUCAUGAUAGGAAGCCUGCUUCAAAAUCAUUGUGGUUUAAAGUUUCUCAAGGGCACAGUUUUUUUAAAAAAAAGAACGGAAGGAACAUGGGAUUGAAAAUGGACAAAUUGAUGACUCAGUUGAUCAAUAUUGAUCAGGGUGCAAAAUUUGCAAACUCUACCCUUGCUCUCAUUCCUACCUCCCUUUUUGUGUUCUUCAAAAAAAAAGGCAGUGGCUCUAUGAAUUCAUUCACUGAGCUUGAAAUCCAACUUUCCUCCAUUUUUGAAGUAUUUGAAGAGCUAUUUAAAAUGUUGACUGUGCGCGCAAAAUCAAAGCAGCAUGUAUGUCAAGAUUCUUGAAGACCCUUUGUGUAUAGUUUUAUAUAUGUUAAUAAGUUGACUUUUUAAGUGGAUUUUAAUUUGUUACAUGCUUAAUAAAAAUUUUCAUG